This is a messenger RNA of Fonticula alba, 1134 nucleotides long. RefSeq lists its product as hypothetical. Bases 1 to 1134 code for a protein of 377 amino acids. The record is from RefSeq and is a predicted model, not a curated record. Gene Ontology annotation, cellular component: membrane. NCBI's taxonomy places the organism in Eukaryota, Rotosphaerida, Fonticulaceae. Gene Ontology annotation, molecular function: ATP binding; ATP hydrolysis activity; ATPase-coupled transmembrane transporter activity. Gene Ontology annotation, biological process: transmembrane transport. The transcript has 2 exons.
AUGAUCAACGGCCUGGUCCUGCAGCUGGCACAGCCGCUGAAUUUCCUCGGGACCGUGUAUCGUGAAACGCGCCAGUCGCUGACCGACAUGGAGGCCAUGUUCGGCUUGCAGAAUGAGCCGAUCAAGGUGAAGGACGCGCCGGACGCGCGGCCACUGGUGCUCGGGUCGCCGGUCGUUGCCUCGACUCCUGGGCUGGCUUCUGCAGCGGCGGCAGCGGCGUCCACGGCCUCGGGCGAGGGCGGGUCCAUCGAGUUCCGUGAUGUCACCUUCGGCUAUGGCCGGGCUGAUGGCCGGCGCAUCUUCGAGGGGCUUUCCUUCAAGGUGAAGGCUGGCGAGCGUGUGGCCAUUGUUGGAGCCUCCGGCUCCGGCAAGUCCACCAUCCUGCGGCUCCUCUUCCGAUUCUAUGAUCCCACUUCCGGGGAAAUUGCCAUCGAUGGGCAGCCGCUGAAGUCGGUGACGCUGAACUCCCUGCGCCAGGCCAUCGGCGUCAUUCCGCAGGAUGUGGUUCUGUUCAAUGACACCCUGCGCUACAACAUUGCCUAUGGCCGGCUGGACCCGCCGCCGACCGAUGAGGAGAUCGAUGCGGCAGUUCAGGCAGCUGCUCUGGGCCCGGUGGUGGCGGCCCUGCCCAAGGGCUUGGAUACCAUGGUCGGCGAGCGCGGGCUCAAGCUCUCCGGCGGGGAGAAGCAGCGCGUGGCCAUCGCCCGGGCCUUGCUCAAGCGCCCGCGCAUCCUGCUGCUGGAUGAGGCCACCUCGGCCCUGGACACGGUCACCGAGCGGGAUGUGGUCACGGCGCUGGCCAACUUCGAUCGGCAGCCCGUGCCCGGGGCAGCGGCGGCUGGCCUGGCAUCCACCGCCAGCCGGGUGACGACGCUGGUCGUGGCCCACCGCCUGGCCACGGUGCGCGAUGCCGAUCGCAUUAUUGUCCUGGGCCGAGAUCCGGAGGAUCCGCCCGAGACCGGGGCCCGGCUCCUGGAGCAGGGCACCCACCGGGAGCUGGUGAGUCUCGGGCCGGAUGUCAGCCACUAUGCGCGGCUCUGGGCCGCGCAGCAGAGCGAGGCGCAGGAGCUGCUGCAGGACGGCGAUGACCUGCUACUGCCGGAGGACGCCGGGACGGAGCGCCUCUCCACAUAG